Messenger RNA from Saprolegnia diclina VS20, 1268 nucleotides. RefSeq lists its product as hypothetical. The record is from RefSeq and is a predicted model, not a curated record. The transcript has a single exon. Bases 56 to 1135 code for a protein of 359 amino acids. NCBI's taxonomy places the organism in Eukaryota, Oomycota, Saprolegniomycetes, Saprolegniales, Saprolegniaceae.
GUCUGUACCUCUCUUAUACCGCGCGGGACUUUACCUUUGACCGACAACUUCACGCAUGCGGCUGUGGCUACUGCUCGCGUGGGUGGCGGCCAUGGCGCUUGCGCAGAGCAACGUGACGACGACGGUGCCGACGACCAGCGUGCCGUCGCCCGUGCCAAGCAUGACGCCGAGCCCGUCGCCGAGCACCAAGGCGCCCGAGCCGAGUCCGUCGCCCGCGCCGUCGCCCAAAACGGAUGCGCCAAAGCCAUCGCCAUCGAUGUCGCCAUCUCCGUCGCAAGCAACACCGCAACCGCCGGCGCCCAGCACAAACGCGCCCGCGCCAUCGACGUCGACACCGCCUGCCAGCCCAACGGUUUCUACCAGCCCACCCCAUACAGAACCGACACCGACGGCUGCGACGACCGAGCCCGUGAAUGACGCAACCUCGACGACCCCGCCCACGACGAAGGAACCGCGCUCUACAAAUAGCACCACGACGGGCGACGGCGCCAGCGACUCGUCGUCCAGCACAACGAUCAUUGCCGUCGGCGUCUCGGUCGGUGUCAUUGGGCUCGUCGCCCUCGUCGGCUUCCUCGUUUUCGUACAGCGCCGCAACGGCAACGGUGACGACGACGACGAUGUCAAGGAAAGCAACCGCGGGUACGCCUCAACGACGUACGGUCGCGCUACGUACGGCCGCGCGACCUAUGCGUCGGGUCCUGCGCCGCCGCCGACAUCGUCGCUCGUCGCGCCGUACUUGGCGUCAUCCUUCAAGGCGCCGCUGCCCGACGUGUACGACUACCCGAACGACAACGUCGCGCGCCCGGCGCCGCAGCGCGCAUUGGAGCGGCCGACGGCCGAGUCGGGCCACUCGGUCGCGAUGCUCGAGUCGCGUGUUUCGCACAACUGGGACUCGGUCGGGACCGACCCGAUGGCAAGCGACGUCGGCUCCAACGCCAGCGAUAUCACCGGCGGCUACCAGGGGUCCGAAGACCGCAGCAGCUACAGCUCGCUCAUGCAAACCGCGCGGCAGCUCAACAACGAUUCGUUCUUAUCCGCAAAAAGCUCGGACGCCGCCGACGACGAGCGCGACCCGUCGAUUUCGAGCGACGGCUUUAGCGACCGGGAUACCGUCGUGUACAUGGGCGCCGUUUAACGCCACGUCGAUUGUCGUUGCAUCGUCGGCGCCAGCUGCGAUUGGCGAACGAGCCAGCACCAAUGCAACCACGUCGAACGCGGUUGUGUUUCUUUUUUAUUUAUUCAAAUAUACCGUGUUUUGUAAGCGCCCA